CUAUUCCAGUCUGUUUUUGUUUUGACUGUUUACCGUGGAGCUCCUCUCUCCUCCUGGUCAGGAGACGUCCCUGCUGAAAAGAGGCUGCCAGCCGCCGUUCUGCGCUUCGUUCCUAGAAAAAGAAAAACCAGGAGAAGGAUGGCGUCCGACUCUCCUCGCAGACCGAGCCGCUGUGCUGGGGGAGUUUUGGUGCGAGCGCAAGCUGUAACGGAGCAGUCGUACAUGGAAAGUGUUGUCACCUUCCUGCAGGACGUGGUCCCUCAGGCAUAUACUGGGGCUCCCCCUACUGACGAGAAAGAGAAAAUCAUCUGGGUACGAUUUGAGAAAGCUGAUAUCAAUGACACUGCACGUAACCCAGAGUUUCUGGAGAUGCACAGUGGCACCUCGGACCCUCCUCUCAGCCUCAUGAUCGGUUACACUGAUGGCAUGCAGAUCUGGAGCAUAUCUUUGGCAGGAGAAGCCCAGGAGCUGUUCUCUGUGCGUCAUGGACCUGUGCGAGCUGCUCGGAUUCUUCCUGCUCCUCACAUCAGUCCUCUGAAAACAGACGGCUUUGCUGAGAAGAGACCGUUGCUGGUGGUCUGCAAGAGUGCAGGCUCCUCAGGGACAAGCCCCCCUUAUUGUUGUGCUGACCUGUAUUCUUUACGGACAGGGGAAAUGGUUAAAUCAAUUCAGUUCAAGACUCCAAUCUAUGAUCUACACUGCAACAAACAUAUUCUUGUGGUAAGCCUUCAAGAGAAGAUUGCAGCCUUUGACAGCUGCACCUUCACCAAGAAGUUCUUUGUUACAAGCUGCUAUCCCUGCCCUGGUCCCUGCCUCAAUCCAAUAGCUCUUGGAAGCCGCUGGCUCGCCUACGCUGAGAACAAGUUAAUAAGAUGUCACCAGUCUCAUGGAGGAGCCUGUGGCGACAACGCACAGUCUUAUACAGCUACAGUGAUCAAUGCUGCCAAA
Molecule: messenger RNA, 948 nt
Organism: Fundulus heteroclitus (mummichog)
Lineage: Eukaryota; Metazoa; Chordata; Actinopteri; Cyprinodontiformes; Fundulidae
Product: BCAS3 microtubule associated cell migration factor
Biological process (GO): autophagy; response to starvation
Cellular component (GO): cytoplasm
Molecular function (GO): protein binding
Source: RefSeq, a predicted model, not a curated record